Messenger RNA from Mizuhopecten yessoensis (Yesso scallop), 11141 nucleotides. RefSeq lists its product as uncharacterized. Lineage: Eukaryota; Metazoa; Mollusca; Bivalvia; Pectinida; Pectinidae. The transcript is spliced from 34 exons. Gene Ontology annotation, molecular function: protein binding. Gene Ontology annotation, biological process: protein transport to vacuole involved in ubiquitin-dependent protein catabolic process via the multivesicular body sorting pathway. Bases 190 to 7728 code for a protein of 2512 amino acids. Gene Ontology annotation, cellular component: ESCRT-0 complex. The record is from RefSeq and is a predicted model, not a curated record.
AGGCCGGUAGUGGUUUAACGCGAGGAAAUGAUUCAUAUUAUAAGGAUUACUACUAUAGUCGAAAGAGAUGAUAUCGUAGAGGUGUUCCUGUGAAGUAAACUUGUGAACUACGUGUAGUUGUUGCUUAAAUCCAUUCAUGCUCCGCUGGGCCGGUAAACAGUGUGUGCGCGCCGUAUCUCCCCUCCAAAAAUGAAGGAGCUUGAGGAUAUUCUUGAUAAUCUGUUAGUCCAACUGAAUUCACAGCUCACUGCCAUUGACCAAGAUAUAAAUCCAAACAGCAAGGCUUAUAAUGAGGGCAUAGCUGUGGGUGACUAUGUCGAGGCCAUUAAUGGUCAGAAGGCAGCCGGUCUGCAGCAUGGCGACGCCCAGCAAAUCAUCAAAACGGCCAAUCAGGAUCUUAAGCUGCAACUUCACAGGUCUGGUCCUGCAGUAAAUGGUCAUGGUCAGGUGAACGGAGGUCUGCCUCACAAGGACAAACACACUUUAUCAGGGGAGACAACUACAAAACAGUACAAGCCAGUGUCUUUCGGCAGCAGCUCGUCCUUGAACAUAGAGACGGGUGUUAGUCCCGGCCCGAUGUCCUCCGCUGCCAGUACCACCUCCGCCCAGUCCCUCCCCUCACCACCCCUCCUCAUCACGUCCAAAGCAUCAGGCUCCGACUCUGUCACCUCAAGUCCGAGGUUUAAAUCCAAGCUAAUCAUUCCUCUAUCGCCGAAGCCUUUACAGAAAAUAAGGGAUACAGCAUGGGACUGCUCGUCGCCGAGCCUGUGGUCCACCUCCUACUACACCAGUGAUUCAAACCUGUCAACGCCCCAAACCUCACCAGGCCUGCAGCGUCGUUACUUGGCCAGAAACGCGCCCCAACCCGUGCCUGUAACUGCACGACGUAGUCAUGUAAACGCCCAGGGCAGGGGUCCCGGGUCUGAACACAGAGAUGCAAAGUCUCGCGGCAUGGAGAUGUUUUUGAAGCAGAUGGAAAAAUUAGCAAAGAUAGGCGAUGAUGAUGAUGAUUCGGACACAGAUGACACUGUUUAUAGUGUCGACCCCACCCCCGCAAAAACUGUCGACACCCAAGUACCACCUCCGUACCAGCAGGGAUCUGGUCGUCACGACAACACCCAGACGUCCUAUCAAAUGCCAUCGUCUCAGCGGGAUCAGCGUGUGAGUGACAAGAGUCCAAAUGUGCAGUCGCAUCACCAAGUUUAUAAUAUACCCAUCAAAUACCAGUCGCAGGCUCAGGUGUCGCACCAGCAAAGUCAACAGGGUCAUCGACAAGAUCAACAAACUCACCAAGGUCACCAAGGGUCACAAGGUCAACAUCAGUCUCAUCAACAACAGAUACUGCAGGAUCAACAACAAGAUCAUCAAAUGCGGCAGGAUCAUCAAAGUAUGCAGGAUCAACGACAUGGACAGGAUGGUAGCCACGGUUUUCACCAUUCAGAUCACCGCCACCCUAGUCUGCAGGAUCAACAUGCAUCAGAUCACCGCCACCCUAGUCUGCAGGAUCAACAUGCAUCAGAUCACCGCCACCCCAGUCUGCAGGAUCAACAUGCAUCAGAUCACCGCCACCCCAGUCUGCAGGAUCAACAUGCAUCAGAUCACCGCCACCCCAGUCUGCAGGAUCAACAUGCAUCAGAUCACCGCCACCCCAGUCUGCAGGAUCAACAUGCAUCAGAUCACCGCCACCCCAGUCUGCAGGAUCAACAUGCAUCAGAUCACCGCCACCCCAGUCUGCAGGAUCAACAUGCAUCAGAUCACCGCCACCCCAGUCUGCAGGAUCAACAUGCAUCAGAUCACCGCCACCCCAGUCUGCAGGAUCAACAUGCAUCAUAUCACCGCCACCCCAGUCUGCAGGAACAACAUGCAUCAGAUCACCGCCACCCCAGUUUGCAGGAUCAACAUGCAUCAGAUCACCGCCACCCCAGUCUGCAGGAUCAACAGGCAGGACAUAAUCAACACCGGCCCCAUCAUCAUCAUCAUCAUCAUCAACAUAAGGAGGUACAGAUUCAGCACCCAACGCAUGAUCAGCAUUGGAUACACGAUCAACACCAGAGACCUGAUCAUCACAAACCUGAUCAAAGACAAGAUCAACAGUUUGAUCAGCGUCAAUUCCAGGAUCAUCACUGGAAUCAGGAUCAUCAGCCUAGGAGUGAUCAUUCUUACCCAGACAAUCAAUGGAUGCCUGAUCAUAGACACGAUCAACAUGAUCAUCAUCACAAAGAUCACCACCAGAUUCCUGUCAUCAGUGCCGGCAGACAGCCCGCACAAGACUCUUCUUAUGUGGCACGUCAAGAAAUACCCAUCCUCAUUGGUAAACAGCACGAUAAAAGUCAACACAAACAGGACAGAGAUCAUGACCUCAGUCAGACCAAAGGUCGUGAGGUGCCCAUACAGAUGUCGCCUACAAAAGUCCAGUCAAGCAUCCACAAGAUCCCUGUGACGGUCCAGACAUCCAGCAAACCAGAUCCACCGAUGAGUCUUGAUCCUCUGGAGCUCUAUGACCGGCCUCCCUCUCCUCCCUUCCCUGCCCCUCCGUCCCCCUUCAAGUCACAUGUUCCCAUCACCGUCCAAUCCACUCACCAGGAAGUGGAUCAACCAUUUCCUGUCAGCACGUCUGAUGAUGUGGGUAGAUAUCCACCGAUCCCUGAACAAGUGUAUCCUCCUCCGCCUCCUUCCGCCAAUGUGGAGUCAUCUUCAACGCAAUCAGAGGACACGGUCAUCCCGGUCUGCGUUAAGCGGGUCCAAGGUAAGGACGUGGUCAGCAGACAGAAGUCGGACGUUCAAGCGAUCAAUAUCCCCAUCACUGUCCAGACAUCUGAUAGGAAUGCCAAGGUAGAAAAACUGUCGCCUAAGGUCAAGGAGAAUGUCCACAUGAUACCUCUGAUGGUACAGACGCGUGAUCCGAAGGAAGACCAGAGCUUCACAGGAGAGGAGACGAAAUCACACGACUCUGGCAUUACCAGUCGUGGGUCAUCUUGGCAGAGUGGUAGCUUCAAGGAGCACAUCAGCAGCUUCAGUCCUGGGUCUUACAGUAGUACCCUUCCCAUCAAAAAGGGCUCCUCCCCCACAGGAGAGACAUUAUGUGUGGAUGAAGAGGAGGAGGAGGAGGAGGAGGGUGACACCAACAGCUUUGCAACCCUCCCAACCAUCAAGCCUCUGAAAACAAACAAGACCUACAAAAGUGACUCGCCAGUUAAGGCAUAUCGAGGCUAUGAAAGUGACUUUGAAUAUACACCGAAGCGUAGCAGUAAAACUAGCUCCAAAUCUAAGUUGGAUUCUGCAGGUACCAGUGGAGCAUCUGGAUACCAAACGGAUGUGGAGUUUUUUGUGAGAGACAACCGGAAUUUGACCAAGAAUAAAAAUAAACAGUCAUCUAAGCCUUCCGACAGAGAUUAUAUGAGCGACGCGGAGUCUGUGUCGUCAGAUUUUUACUCCCGAAGAGACAACUUCUUCGGAUCAUCACCGGGUAAAUUCUCUUCUGGCCUGACCAGUCAGAAAUCCAAGGUCAAUGCUCCUGAACUCCCGCAGAAAACCAAGGUCGCUGCUGUUCAGCUUCCUCAGUUCAACCCAGACAUGGAAGAGCGGGAGUUCAAUUUUCCAACAAGUAACACUUUCGACAACAACCAGGAGCGCUAUUUUUCGGACAACGAUUCGUCCUUAAUAGAUCAAGCCUUGGAUGCAGGUCCAGGAGAGGAUUUCUCAAUUUGGUCGAGACAGUUAUCAGAACAGGAACCAGAAUCCCAAGGUCAAGGUUGGGCAAGGGAUUCCCCAAGGGCCAGGAAUGUCUGUUCAACGAGCGUGUCUCCCAAACAUACGAAACAGUCUCCAGCAUCGACAAGGGAAAUACCAGGGAAGGAGACCUUGGUCCCAGUUAGAAUAUCUCGAGGCGAUUCUAGGAAGGAGGGCUAUGGAGAGGAGGAUCCAAGAACCCAACAUGUAUCCACUUCUGCCAACAUCAGCCUGGAUUCCACUUCACAAGUGAACCAUUCGGAUCAUCAUCAGCCGCCUACAAAUGGAACUGAUUACCCCGCCCACCUGUACAAGGAACUGCUAGACAGUCUAGUUACCGAUGAAUCUCAUACAUCUCCGCAGAAGGAUGGUCAUGUGACCGUUCAGGAUCCUCCUGCCGAUCGUGGUAGUCCAAACGUGUCAUAUGACGUCCACACCACUUCACAAAAUGUGGCCUCAAUCUGGAAACCAGGGGGCGGGCCAGACGUCGUGAGGAAGGAGUAUAAACCUGUUCGAAUAGCCUCGGACAAAUCUCCUUCCGACAGACCUUCUGUAGGGCGCACGGAAAGGUCGCCGAUCGGACAGACGGACACAAUAGAUAAUUCUUGGUCUCAGCCAGUUAGAGAGCAUAAGGAUAUUGGGGCAUUAAUCUCAAAGGAGGUGAGAAGUUGGAAACCUCCACCAGGAGAAAGAGUCCCUAACUCUGAGGUUCCCGACGAGAGAGUCCCACAAACACAAGCUUGGGCAGAGAACAGUCACUUUACCCAUCCGGAGCCAUACUCAGAACCCUACUCCGAUCCAUAUCCCGAACCUUUCCCGGAGCAGGUGCCUGACCUGGUGGUUCAAUCCGACUCAAAGAAGUCCCGAGAACCUUCGGUCAGUAGUGCGUUUGGACGUGAGGGUGCGGAGGAGGAAGACAUGAACCACUUACCCCCCACACAGAGCCCCUUCAUCACCCUUCUACAGAAGAGCAGACAAGCGGGACAUCCCGAGGACAUGAAGUUUUCUAGUCACGGGCCUCUGCCAGGGGAGGGGCAGAUACCCAAGGGUGCAGCGUACAUCGACAAAUCAAAGACCGAGGAUGGCUCAUACUCAGAGCAGAAAUCACCGGUGGAAAAACGGCCUGUCAAAUACGAGGGUAUUGGGCCAGUGGAUGAAAAAGGCAUGCCUCUGUCCUUCAGAAUGAAUGUGGAUGAAGAAAAGCAACAUGAUUGGUAUAAACAGAUGUAUCGGAGCCUUCACACAGGACACCGCAAGCCAGAUUCUCUUGAAAUUGCCGAUCUGGAGGCGUGGUUACAGGAAGCAGGUACAAAUGGAAACAAUAAGUCUACCCACAACUUCUCCGACGAAAACUCAUCACACAGAGAAGAAAAUGGACGGAAACCUACAGUUGAUCACCAUAAACAACGAAUUGAACAGUCGAGCAAAGUGGACAAACCACAAAGUGAACCCACAACAGUUGUGCACAAACCAAGAACAGAGUUCUCCCCAGUAGGAAAUAAAUCAAGAAUGGAUUACUCCCCUGUUGGAAAUCAAACAAGAACUGAUUUCUCGCCAGUAGGAAAUAAAUCAAGAACCGACUUCUCCCCAGUAGGAAAUAAAUCAAGGACUGAUUUCUCCCCUGUAGGAAAUAAACCCAAAACAGACUUCUCCCCUGUAGGAAGUAAACCAAAGACAGAUUACUCCCCCGUUGGUAGUUCACCAAGGACAGAGAAUGUGGUUAAUAGAUCUGUGAACGAUAGGUCCACAAGUGAGUCUUCAUUUUCAUAUAAUAAAUUUUCCGGAGAACCUUCAUAUAAAAGAACUGUUUCAGAGUCUAGUCGAACCUCCGUCGAACCCAAGGAGAAGUCUCCGAGUGUCAUGAGUCGGAUAGAGUUGUUAACUAAUCCAGCCAAGACCCAGGACACUGAGAGUCGAAGCAACGGUCCACUAAGUCCGUCCAGUUCCACGUCAUCGUACAGGUCGCGAGACAAGCGGUCGGUAGAUUACGAAAUCCCUGAGGAUUUACAAGAAUUCUUCAAAUAUCUUGAUGAAUGGUCUCCGCCUAGCGUGCGGUCUAAGAUUGAAGUUUAUCGUAACCAGCCUCGAAGUAUUGUCGAUUACGAACCCGGCUUCUCCUCUAUAGCAUUUCAAGAAUCAAAAACGGUUUCAGGACGUCUCAGGUCUCUAUCUGUCAACACGGCCGCGCUGGACAAAAGGGCUAGAAAGCCACACAAACCAAAGACUAACAUCCACAACCCACCCAUUGACAAGCCAGGGGAGAUAAGUCAAUAUACGGAGGGCAGGAAACGCCUUGCGUCAGCCCCCGCGCCUUUGCCACCAGAGACAGACGAAGAAGGCGGAGAUUCAUACAAAUUCAUACAAAAAGGGGGUGAUAUCCCUAUUCGAGGCCUACAGAAACCCGCACCCGAGCGGGGAGCAAAAGUAAAGGAUCGGUGUGAGCCUCCAAAAGUGCCGCCUCUUCCACGAAUGUCUCCAGGGCAUCAGCCAUUCACAAAGCACCAUUAUCAGCCAAUCAAAUGGGAGCCUUCUCGAGGUUCUAGUUCUCUUAGAAACGGCACUCCGUCCCCCAUACCUCCGGCCAGAAAACACCCUAUAAAACGGUUCUUGCCGGGCAACAAAAAGAUUCGCAGCAACCUUUCAGCUGCAGAGCAGCUCGGGGUAACCAGCCCCCCGCCACUCGGUCUCCCUAACGGAGCGUUUAAGCACCAGACCACUGAUGCGAAACGGAGUCCCCCACCUCCGUUCACGGAGAAAACAAGAAAAAGACGCGAAGAAGAGGAACAAUACAGGAAAAAACGACUGGAACAAAUUUAUGAAGAGGAAAGAAAGCGAAAAAUAAAGCAGGAAGAAGCUAACCUCGAGGCUCGUAAACACUCAGAUUUUUACCUCUCCAGCAGUAGUUUAAGUCCAGCGGAAAGAGACGGAGAACCUAGUCAGAAGUCGCCCAUCCCAGCAGACCGGUUUGAGGAUGGCGUGGGGGACUACGGGGCACCCGACGAACGACGCAGGGGAUUCCAAAUCCAGGGCAAGGCGAAGGCGCUCUACAACUUCUCGUCUCAAAAUCCAAGAGAGCUUGGCUUUAGGAAGGGUGACGUAGUAUACCUGAUUCGGCAGAUCGACAAACACUGGUUUGAGGGAGAACGCCAUGGAAGGAGGGGCAUAUUCCCCAUCAAUUAUGUUGAGGUCGUGACCUCUAUAGAGGAUGCCAAUGCCGCUGCCCAGCAGGCAGAAGGACAUGGCGUUGCCAAGUUUAACUUCAGCGGACAAACUAAUGUGGAACUCAACAUCCGGAAGGGAGACCACAUCACUCUCUUGCGGCGCGUUGACGACAACUGGUUUGAGGGGCGAAUGGGCCAGAAACAGGGCAUCUUCCCAGUACAGUAUGUGGAGGUGAAGCAGGAACCAUCUACCCCUCUGGUCACCCCCGCUCCCUCAGUCAUCGCCACCCCUAUGACCGGUAGGGGAACGCCAGAGCUGCUGUCCCCCACGAGUAUAGAUGUGCCGACGCCCCCUCCUCAGCCUUCUCCUGGGGCGUUCUCCCCAAAGUCCUCCUCCAUGUCACACUACCCCUACUCACCCAAGCCGUUCUCUCAUAGUCUCAGUCACUCCUCACCGAAGCUUGACGGAGGGAUGAACCCCUCUCAAUUUAACAGCCUGCCCACGGGGCUCAACACGGUCCCGGGGGCACAAACUAAUGGUCACCAUGAGUCCUUCCAAAAUGUGGGACUCUCAGCCUCUUUUUCACCAUCAAAAUCCUCCAGCGCCAUUGACAACAACCUUGACUACCGGCCCAAGGUCACAGAUGAUGACCUUGCCAUCAGUAGUUACAAAGCGCUGUAUGCUUACAAGCCCCAGAAUGACGAUGAACUGGAAUUAUGGGAAGGCGACCAGGUAUAUGUGAUGGAGAAGUGUGAUGACGGCUGGUUUGUCGGAACGUCAAUCCGGACAGGCAUGUUUGGUACCUUCCCCGGAAAUUAUGUGCAGAGAGUACAAUGAUGAACACAUAUGGUUGCAUAAAUGAGGGACUGGUUUUGUUUCGUUGUGUGAAAGGACACAUAAUUGGUGAACAGUUUGAUCCCAGCCAAUCGGGCAUCUAACGCAUACCAAGGGGAGGUAAUCAAGGACAGCCACCCACGUUCCGUGUGGGGUUGUGCUAGUGCUAUUGGAAGGAGAAUGCGGAGUGGAGCAGCCAUGUGGUUGUACAGACAAUUCACCAGUGACGACCAGUGAUGCUGACUGCGCGUAACGUGGAUGUACAAAGGAAUGUCUCAAAGACUGACGCAGGAAAAUGUGCAUACACGCGUGUGUUGUGAACAUGUGUACACCUGUAUUGUGGACAUAUGUGUACACAUUUGUGUUGUAGUUCACCUACAUCUAUUUAUUCUCAACAGGAGUAUUAUCUGUGUCUGCGGCACACGUUUCGUGGAACGUCGUGGCGCUUUCGUUGUUUUGUCAGGGUCGUGACCUUUAAUCAAACCAAAUUUUAUCUUUGUUGCUUUUUGUGUGAAUGACAACAUUCGUUACCAUAGUAACUGAUUUCACCAAGACUUAUCAUUAUGCUGCUGUUUGAGCUCAUCAAUAUAUAUAUAUCGGCCGUGUCACCUCGAAAUUCAACGUCUCCAUAUACAUUUGUUGCAGAUCAAAGCGAAGACAGUAACGUAAUGAAGUCAACAAUUUCUUUAAGCUUCGGUUCCUUCUAAAGUUUACACAUUUCAUCAACAACUGGUUUUCAAAUUGCAAGCGGAGAGAUUAAGGAUAAAUUACGUCUGUAAAUUUUCUUAUCUUAUUUUGAUGUCCAAAUAUUUUACCAAAAUUUGAGCGUGUAUUGGUAGGGUAGUAGUGGGAAUUAUUAGACUUCGAAAAGCAUAGAUACUGAUCAUGAAUUAAAUAUUUUAAAGAUAAGCUAUCGUUGAGCGCUAUUUCUUCUGCUCAAAGCUAUUUUACGUACCCAAUGCACGACAAAAAUUCUAAAAAUCUAGUAAUCAAACUCACCUUGGUUUUCCAGAAAGAGAUUAUUUGAAGAACAAUUAUAUUGAAUGAUGUUUAUAAUUCAAUGAAUCCAUCAACACAGCCAGUAUGAGAUUACCUGAAAUGGAGAUUUCUUUAAAUGUAACUUCUAAAUAUAUUCUGCUCUUUUUCUGAUGGGGUUUUUUUCCGCAUCAUGAAUAGAAAAUGUUAAUUCGGUCAUAAAGGAUCUUUGUAAUGUUAGUUUCUGUGGCUAUUUCAGUUUUGCGGUUGUGUGGUUCUGAGUCGGGUUUCACUGUAUAAGAUAAAUGAGGUGUGAGUUUUUGAUUAGGAAGAAAAUGUUUUCAAAAAAAUCGUUUGAUGCCAAUGUGAUGCAAUAGAUAGAUUUAACUUAGUCCAUGAAAAUCAGUAUUUAGAGUUUGGUUGCAUAACUGUCAUUAAGAUAAUGAUAACACGUUUAUCAUACUUUGUUGCUAUCCUGGAUGUUGUCCACAGAACGUGUAUUGAAUUCAGACUGCUAAUGUAUUGCUGAUGUUAUGGGUUUUCUCUGCUGUUUAAGUGUUUAUGUAUUCGUGUUGUAUCGUAUGUUAAACUUUAUAUAUAUUAACGUCGCAGAGUUUUAACUGUAUUAGAAUUUCAACGAUUAAUAUAUAUUGCAGGAAUUAUGAAACAGAAUUGUUCUUUUUUGAUCUGAAAUACUUAUUUUCUCUUCGAGAAAAAAAAAAGGAAUAAAAUCUUCGUUUGUACAUAAUUGACACGGGGAGAUAACUCUGUAAUGCCAAUUUCUAUGGAUACACAGAAAGUCAAACUAGUAAUUGAAAUGUUUGAUUCACUUGGAAGGUUCAUGUGAAAAGUGCCAUAGAAAGUCUUAGGAUGACUAAAUUUCAAGGGUUUUUUUAAAAAGAGAAGAAACGGUUUGAUUUUUUUUUUAUCCUAACUAUGCAAUGUGAAUGUCCUUUUGUAAGCAUCUAACAAUCUUUUACUUAGUUGUGAAGCAUUUAUUGACCAAGUCUUGUAUACUUGUCAUAGGUCAAGUCAAGGUCAUAACUUUGUCAUCGAGCAAGGUCAAAUGAUAAGUGAGAAAAAUGAAAAUGAGUGAAUAAGAAAGAGAGAUAGGAGAAUAUUGUUUAUUAUAUUAUAUAUAUAAUAUUUAUAUAUUACAUGUGUAAACCGGUAACUUUGUAUUUGUGGCUAUUUCUGAUAGCUGGGGCUUACUUCUCUAGCUAGCCAUGUUGCAUUUUAUACCAUACUUACAAAUCCAGUCAACCUUCUACAACGAAGCUAGUUUAGACAUUGACAUCGGAGGGACUGUUCUUUCUAACUGUCUGUCAUCACCAUGGAAACGAAAUAUUUUAAAUAACCUGUAAUCAGGAAUAACAGCACUUUUUUUUUUUUUUUUUUUUUUUUUUGCUGAAGUUGUCUUGCCAGUUUCCCGUGGAUACUUUGGGUGUUUACAUUUUGAUCAUUUUGUUUACUGUUUCAUUUUCAUAAGUUUGUUCAGUAGAACAUUUUCUCCUGUAGUAAACAUAAAGGAACAGCUAGCUGAAAUAUUUGUUCUCUUAAAUCUUAAAUCGCACAUAGUUUUUAUCAUUGAUAGGACCAUUUACUUGCAAAGUAUCUUGAUACUACACAAAGCUCUCCCAUGCUUUAGUAGCAAGCCUUUAUUUUGCGUUAUUUUAGAAACACAAUUUUUAACGAGCACUUCUGUGUCUGAAGCCCUUUCAUUACCAUAUGUUAUGCUUGUUUCGAUGUUUUGACGAGUUUUUAAUGUUUGUUGAAUAUUUUCUGUACGGUUAAGUGCAUGGUUCAACCUUGAACAUUUUGGACAAUUUGGCCGAAACUCAGACAACAGAUGUGGGCAUGACGCAUAACGAAGAAGAAAGCUCAAUCCUAAAAGUGCAAAAAAAAGAAUAUUUUUGAAAGUUUUGUGGGGGUCAAGAUUUAAGCAUAAAGUUUGAGGCCAUCUUUGGGCGUUAUUUUGAAGGUGUGUGAUUGGCGGUUUCUAUUAGUACGAGUUUAGUAGCUAGUAUUAAUGCUCUCUGUGUUUGCUACAGAUAUUCUUAACAAUAUACAGUUAUUGUCUACUUUUGUCUACAUUGUGUGAAUACAUUUUUAAAAUAUGCAUGGAACUAAUAAAAAAAAGUUGUAAAGUGAUAUUUUUGUGAAGUAAAACAAAAGAUUUAUAUUUAUGCAGUCUGGUUUACAGAAUUAACAGCCAGAUUUGUUGAAAAAGGAAAUUAUCUUAGAAUUUGUUUUGUAUUUUUAUUGAAAAAAAAUUCUUCCUGCAAGCUUGACCCUCGUGUACAUGUAGAUAUAACCCAUGUUAUUUAUUUGUGAUAUUUCAAGGUCAACAGAUGGUAGUGAAGUAACGCGUGACUGGACAGCCUCACUCUCGUAAUUAUAAGUCUCUUCGGUGGGUAGAUUAAAGCCAUCUACAUAACAAA